Porites lobata is the source of this 20835-nucleotide messenger RNA. The record is from the annotation of a GenBank genome assembly. Lineage: Eukaryota; Metazoa; Cnidaria; Anthozoa; Scleractinia; Poritidae.
AUGGCGGACGGAAGAAGCUUUAGGGAAGUAGCACUUCAUAGUGAUAGAAAUGGUGGAAAGACGGCUGAUUUUACGAUAGCAACCACGCUGACAACAACAGUAAAAGAUGAAGAUUAUGCGAAAUCACACGUUGGAGGUGGAUAUGCGUAUCGAGAGAGUGGGCUUGCGGACGCUGUCACGAGAAAUCGCUUUAUUUUCUGGUCGGUACUUUAGUUUAAAAUAUAGGCUUAAUACCUUUUAGCUGGAGCUUUUAACGGGUGAUACUUAAUUUAGAUUAUGCUAUGCUCGGAACUGUCACGUGUAAGUACUCACAAACUAUUCCUCACAAACAAACAGCUGUGAAGUCGAAAAUAUGGUAAUAUGAAAAGCUUCGUUUAAGCUGAAGUAGCUGGUGGAGAUAUCUUAUCUUGCAGAUAUUGUAAAGCUCAUCUUAUCCAAAUCUAAGAUGUGUUGGGAAACGUUUGUUUCUAAAUUGUACAUAAACGUAAUAAUUAUUAGAAUGUUUAGUUCCGUAGGGAAUACAAGGUUUUUAUAAAUUAACGUAAAUGUUUCUUUUUUGUAGGAGAAUUAUUAGAAUUUUUAGUUCUGUAGGGAAUACAAUGUUUUUAUAAAUUAACAUAAAUGUUUCUUUUUUGUAGGAGAAUAACAGACAAUGUACUGCAUUUGGUUGAACAAUCAUUGGAUUACAAUCUCACUGGGAAUAGCCUUAAAUUACAAUUUGCUGGUGGUUUUCUUCUGCCAGUUGUGUACAUAUUUGAAACCCGUGCACACAUUAGUGUUUUAGUGGCCACAACUAGCAGUGUUCAUAGGAUUGUAUUUUCUCAUCCUGAAAGACUUCACAGACAUGCAAGUUCUUUUUUCUUGUCCUUUUUAGUUUCAUUGUACGAGUGAUUCUAUAACUACAUUGUACUCACAUAGAGUAACUUCAGAGAACAAAAGAAUUUGCACCCCUCCCCUGCCCUCGCUGUUCAAAGUUGGGGUGUUUGUUGUUUUCUAUAGGUAGCUUGAACAUAGGCACUACAUUGCAUGGAGGAGAUGAGGAAGGAAAAGCUAUACUUCCUCCUGUUGAAUUCAGUAAAAUGUAAAAAAGCCCAAUUUAGGGUGACGUGUCUCAGCUUGUUUUGUCGCCGAUUUUAGUAAGAAACAAAGGUUAGGGAGUGAGGGCGAGAUAGAGUGAAGGUCAAAAUGCUCUUGAUCCAGCACUGUGCUCGACAGAAUUCAAAGUACACACAAUCAGAUAUCAAGUGAUAGGAGGUCCCAAUGGGCAUGAUCAGAUUGUGUUCCAUACAUUCCAUCCAUUCUUGGUGAAAGUCCAGAUAAAUUCUGAUUUUAUAGAAGCCUCAUAUGCGUAUUAGUGUUAUUAAGAAAAAUUCUAUUUUACUGUGCACAGGGCUUUGCCUUAUCUUCUUCAUCUGAGGGCAGCCAGCAAUCAAUCUUCACUGACUUCUCUCCUCGUGAUCUACAAGAACCUUGUAACACUGCGACUUUUUCUCAUUCUUGUUUAACAUUCUCAAGUUGGCUUUGUCAGGAUGGAAAUUGCCUUUUUGCUUUAGCAACAGGGACAGGCAUGAUCUUGUUGAUUAAAUUGCCACCUCCAGGCACUGAUGGUGAGUUAAAAUAGUAGAAAUAAUUAUCCCAUCCAUGUAAGCCGUCUUAUGUUUUAAAACCCUUUGAUAAUGGACUGAUAUAUGGAGUAAGGUGUCGGUGGAGGGGGAGGGGGGGUACCCCCCCUAUAUGGCCUAUACGGAAUUGUGCUGCUGUACAGGGUAUGGUUUUUGACCUGGCUGUCCUAAACAAGUUAUGUAAUUUAACGUGAGUCUGUCAAAAAGGUAUUGCCUGCACGAUUGAUUUGAUUUGCUACAUGUAGAUGAAUUUUGUUUGUACUAAGAAUACAAAAGCAGUGACCAUAACGUGAAAACAAGAUGGCAUACAUUUUGUCCUUUGUCCUAAACAGGGUAAUAAAAUUGAGGGUGUUGUUCUAAACAGGAUUUUUCUGAUUUGCUAUACCUGCCUACACCUGUUGAUUAGCCCUUCUAUUUGUGGGCAGAGCAGUCUGUAAAUUUGGUUUUUAAAUGUUGAAAUAAAACAAUAAUGUAAAAAAAAUAGUAAAUCAGUUCCAGGUAGUUUCUGGGUCAACUGUAUUUUUCAGUGACAGUGCAGAAGGGGCUGGAGAGGUCUUCCUUAAUCCUUCUGACCCCUUAAAUUUCUGGACAUUCUGUUGACUUGACUAGACAUUUUGUUUAGAACUGUAAGUUGACAAAAUGAAGGAACCUAUGAAACUGUGUUCUCAAUUUAGCAACUCUACUUGCUUCUAUUUCUAGUACAGAGCUGAUGUAAAUGUUUUAAGGUGUAGCCAACUAAACUACUGUAGUUACAUAAAAUGUAACUUAUUGAUAAAAACACUUUCUACAGGUCAAGUUGAACAGUUUGAGUUACAACAAGCAGGAAUGAUUCAGCGCCUGUGGUCAGGUCUUGUUCCCUCCAGUCUCAGAAGGGACAUGCUAGCAGCUGAUGCUGUAGUGAGUUUGGUUAUCCAUCCAUUUGGGAAACACAUGUGUGUGUUUGCACUCUGCAGAGACCUGAAACUCAGGAUCUGGUCUUGUCAGGUGAGAUAUCAGCACGUGUGUACAAAAAUCUUAUUCAGCUUGAAUAUACUAAGAAAGUUAAAAACAUACUGUAGAAGCAGGGAGGUCAUCUUCAGUGUAAAACAUUUUUGUUAAGGAAUAGCUUUUACUUUGGUUACAUUGUUUUUUUAUAUCUCUACUUGUGUUAACAACCAUGUACAUGGAUGUCAUGUUUGAUUCAUUCCUUGUUUCUUUCAAGCUAUUUGUUUAUCUGAUUUAAAUCUGUAGGAUCAAACAUGUAUUCAUGUUAAAGAUCUUUUGGAAGAUAUUUCUGAUGAUGUUGAUGUUCAGAGCUCUCCAGGUAAAGAAAAUAUUCACAGUCACAAGGAUGAUGAUAUUGCCAUUUAAUUUCAUGCAGCUCACAAAAGAAUCAGCAUAAAGUUCUUGUGUUGACUGUUGGUUAAAUUGAUCUGAGGCUGCCUUUAAUGAAAAAAAAAACAAGAAAAAUAAUAAAAUUGUGAUUGGCUAAAACAUGUAGCAUUGACAUAUUCUUGGGUAGUGAACUGCAAUGUGUACGGCUUUAAGUGGAAAUAUUGAGAUAGUUUUUUAAAAUAAUAAUUUUUAUCAAAGAAACCAUCCAUCUUGAAUAUCAAUACCAGCUAAAAAUGCUUAUUCUUCCCUACAAGACAGAGCUGAAAACUGUUUACCCAGUGCAUAGCUCUUGCAUCCUUUAAGAUGCUCUACUCCAAAGAAAUUAAAAUAACUUUACAAUGUACUUUAACCUCAGGAAAGAAUGAUUAUUAUUCUUUACAGCUCAAAGUCAUUUGCUUCGAAAAGUGGUGGAUCCUGCAACAGGAAGAUUUUAUCUUGGGUUGUUUUUAAGUAUAGCAGAUAACUCUCAGGUUAGCUUUAUGGCAAUAGUUUUUAUAUUGAUAUGGUGAUAACUACUUUAUGGUAAAUGUACUGUUUGCUGAAUAUCUGUUCUAUGUGUUUUAUUUUUUCAGUUCUGUGUUUAUGAAGUAAUAGCAGCAAAAGAGGGAAUUAUUCUAUCACAAAUUUCAUUCUCUUAUUUUAAAAAGGUAAGGUUAUUGUGUAAUUAUCCUGACCGCAAUGAACUGGUCCUUGUCCAUAACAACAAUAAUGAACAGUGUUCACACAAACUCUUCUAUGCUUAAAGAAACUUUUCCUCAUUGUAUAAGCAUUGAUUUCUUAUUGUAGCGAGCAGCUGUAAUAAAAAUUGACUGCUUGUUGCUAAUUUAGCCAUUUUUGUGAAGCACGAAAAUCAGUUGUCAGCAAUUUCUUUCAAAUUUUGUUUUUCAAAACCAGGAGAAUCUUGUUGACUUUGCCGUGACUCCAUCCCACAUUUGGACAGUAUGGAGGAACACAGAGGGUGAAACAAUGGUGUAUGUCAAACCCAGUGAAGGGUAAGGGAUUUUAUUAGUUGAGGGGUAAGAGGAGUGCUUAUCCAUUUACACUGCAGGGCUGUCCUACAGAACAUGUAAAAAAAAUUUAAGUUACGUAAGUCUAGUAAAAUAGGAAAAGUACCUAGUGAUCUGACAUUUUCUUGUGGUCAAGAUAUCAAUAUUACAUAGACCAAAAUAACUACAGUAGAACCUUGAUAACUCAAACUGGAAUAACUCGAAUUACCUGCUAACUGAAACUAAAUUUCCUUCCACUGAAAUUUACCCCAAUAACUCGAAUUCCCCAGUAACUGGAACUGUUUUUAGUUUCCCUUCAGAGUUUGAGUUACCAGGGUUCUACUGUAUGACUUACAUUCCUAAUUAGCAAGGCAAAAUCCAUGGCCCCCAGCCGUAAAUGACAAGUCUGUGCUAAAAGGACACCCAUCAAGAACGUAGGGUGUCCAGAACUAUGCAAAAUGUUUUGUGGCACUAUGCAGGGUGAAGGAAGUAUACACUCAUGAACAACAGAGAAAUUAAGUGCUAUUAGAAAACUUAUGAAAAAGAUGGCAGAAAGAAAAAGAACAGCAAAACUUGUGUGUGUGUGACAAAUGUGACAGGGCUCAGAUUACUAUGACUUGUGCUGUUAAAAAUAUCUGUAUAAAGGAAGGUGAAGUUUGCUGGAAAAUGUUUUCAUACAUACCGGUAAUUAUUGUCUUGCUUGGCAUGCCACAGAAGGUUUGCGUUGCUAUUUCCUCUAUCAUCCUAUUGCAUAAGUUCAGUAAUGAGUGUGGACAGCAAUGCUGUACUAUACAGUGGAUUAGCAUGUAUGUUGGUUGAGACAUUACCAGUCUCAUUCAGGUUAAAUAAAAGUUUAUCACUAUCUUUCAGAGGUGGACUGCAACAGACAAGUUGGACAAGAGUGUUUUUAGAACCAACAGAUCACUUUGAUGUUGAGAGUGCAACCUACAAAGAACAUAGAGUGAGUCAACUUAGUAGUCAGAUUACCUGGAGGAAGCAGUUGCUUGAUGCAAAUUUGGUUCAGAGGCUGUGCAGUGUUUGCAACCUUAAAAAUACCUGCACCAUUUAGGAAAACAACCUCUGUUUUAGUACACAGUCUGCUGUUUUUUUCUGAAACAUUAAGACCUUGUGUAGAACAAGCUCACGUGGAAUUGUACACCCUUUUAAGGACAGAGGGGGAAAAAAAUGUAACCUGUCUAGCAGCCACCCUUGUACACAUUGUACAAGGCCAAAUAAGGAGGUAUCCCCCAUCCUCCACCCAAGCCUUAAUUUGUUUACAUGGUCCCACCCUACAAUAGAAAGAAUAAAAAUUCUGUCGUUUGUUAACAGCCAAAAUCUGAAACACAUACAGAAAGCAUUAUUUCCUGUACAGCAAGGAGUGGGGGUGGUGCAGAGCACUCGCCUCCUACCACUGUGGCCCGGGUUCAAAUCCUGCCGUUGACGCCAUAUGUGGGUUGAGUUUGUUGUUGGUUCUCUCCUUUGCUCUGAGAGGUUUUUCUCCAGGUACUCUUGUUUUCCCCUCUCUUCAAAAACCAACAUUUUCAAAUCCCAAUUUCACCUAGAAUCAGGUAGACGAAGAACCACCAUGUGGAUUUGCUACCUCCAAAUCGCUAUUUAUUUAUUUUAUUUAUAUAUUUAUUUUAUUAAUGGUGUGUUGUGUAAGUAUCUAACUUAGUUUCUGGGUGAUCUUUUCCUAGGAGGUGUAUCUGGAGCAAAUUUUCUACCCUGGAAGGUUUUCAAAUAACACCAUUCUGAAGGCCAUGCAGGUUUGUCACUUUAAGCACUUAGUUCUAUAACUUACUAAGUCCCAGUUAUGCAUGCUCAAUCUGCAUCUCAUUCGAUAAUUGGGUAGCCUGUGUCUUAUUUUCAAAAAGGGAACCUGAGUUGAGGUAACUUGAAGCUUGCUUGCUACAUUGGUAACUUGUGGUUUGUGUAGAACUUGAUCUGUUUACUUCAAUGCAUGCCACUUUUAAUUGUGUAAAAUUUGACGGUCUUUGGGGAUGUUAAAUAAAAUUUCAGUUGUUAUGAUUAACAUUAAAUUUGGAUAAAUUGCAUUUAACAGAUUUAUCGUCAUCUACCAGUUUCAAACAUCGUCAAUGAAGUUGAUGAGACAGUUUCAAGAAGAGACCUUAAACAGGCUGUAAUCAAUCUUAUAGACUCUGAGGUUUGUGUUGUAAAAACACUUUUACUUUGAGGCUGCAACAAGGCACAGUAAUUGAAAUGUCAUCUUGCCUUUUGUAUUGUCUUUCUAUAAUAAGGCACCCCGAUCAUGCUUUCUAUUCAUUUUUAUCUUAUUUCUUUAGAUUCAGAUGUCUGCUCCAGAUUAUGAGAUGCUUCAUGAUCAAUUUAACAGUUUGCAGCUUCAUUGCUGGUCCAAGUUCUUCAGCUAUGUUGUACAGUACCAUCAAGUACGCUUUGUCAUACUCACCUGUUUAUCUUAACAUUCAUAUUGACCACUAAUGAAAGAUGAAAAUGAAAAUUAUCACCCAAAUGAACUACCACUGAUGGUGUUUACAUAAUGGUCACUUGUUAGUGAUUGCCUUACCUGUGUCAACAGUGAUUGCCUAGCCUUUGUAUUGGCAUCUCCUGUUUCCUUUGAAGUAAAUUGAGGGAACUGUAGACCUGUCCCUGCUAGGUUCGAUAAGACCUCUUUUAAUUUGAAACUAUUUUUCUUGUCACUAAAUCAAUGUUUCUUCAAUAGUAUUCCAUUUCUGUUUACAAGCAUCAUAUUUUGGGACAUGACAAGGAUGUCUGCUAAAUUAAUUUCCUUUAUCCUUUUUCCUUUCAGGUUGCAAGUAAAGUCUUGGGUAUUUUUGUUGACAACAACACAGGUUUGGUCAGUUUAGUUCGAAAGGUAAAUGUUGGAGUUGAAUCACUAGUUUUCUUCAUGGCACAUGAUAUUAUAAGAUUUUGUUGUUGUUGUUGAUGAUGAUGACGAUGAUGACAAUGAUGAUGAUCGAUGAUGGCAGUGAUGAUGAUAUGAUGGCAAUGAUGAUGUUGAUGGUGAUUGCUAUGAUGGUUCUUGUGAUCAUGUUGUUGGUGAUGAUGGUGGUAAUGGUGAUCUGGCAAUGAUAGUUAUAAUACAUGUAAUGGUGACGACAAUGAUGAUUAUGAUAAUGAUAAUGAAGGUAAUGAUAGUAGUAAAGGUGACAAUUAUGUUUCUGAUGAUGUACUACACUAUGAAAGAGAACUAAUUUAGUAUUCAGAUGGAGAAUGUGUCAUUGACAUCACUGUGCUAUUGUGUAGGAAAUGCUGUCUUUCUUGAGACCAUGUGAUCUGUUUGAAGAAGUCCACCUUUCCCCAGAGCCAAUGGAUGUAUCACUUCUUUCCCAAGAGCCUGUUGCUGGUUUGUUCAUAAUUAAUAAAUUUGUUAAUUCUUUGUGGCUACUGCAGCCAAUAAAAUUAAGGUCCACUAGACAUUGCUUUGUAAUGGUCUUUUCUCUUCUUUAGUAACUUGGACUUGGACCAAAAUUCAGCUGGGAACUAGGAUUUGGUUCCCCCUAACAAUAAAAGCAAUUUUUUUAUACAGAUUUUUCUGGCACCUGGUUUAUUACCAUUUUUUGGAUAUUAUAUUGUAUCUUUUCCUUUCAGUGAUGUAAAACUACAAUACUAUACUACACCACUCCCUCAAUAUACUGCCGAUAGUUUGAUUUAAUGACUUGUCCUGUUGAUACAUGUUUGUGAUUGCUGGUAACAUAAACUCUUGCAUUGUUAUUUGCAUCUGCAGCUAAAGCCCUGAAGACGUCCUUUGUAGAUUUUUGUAAUCUUAUCAAAAUGGUAUCACAACAGGUAAGGUACAAUCCCAGUUCCAGUUCCAGUAUACUCCUCCAAUCUGUAAUCCUGUCACCACAGAGUUGUAUUGUGGAAUUGACAUUCAACCAAUGCAGUGAAACCAACCUUCCCUUGCUUGCUCCUUUUCGUUUGUUCACUAGUUUUGCAAUAUUGAUAUUGAUCACAGUGCACGGAUUAAGCUUUAUGGAAGUCAUUUUUGUCUUAAAAUGAUUUCCCCGGAAGUGUUAACAUUUUUAUAUUGUUUUUGUUUAUUCAGCUGACCCUAGAACAAAUGUUAGCAUUUGACAAUGAUGUUAAAUAUCAGCUUAACCCUGCUAUAACUGCAGAUCACAUUGCUACAUUUCUCUUAACCAGUGUAAGGUAAGUAUAUAGACUCCAGAAAAGAGUAGAAGGUUUCUCUUUUUCACAGUUUUUUGUAUGGCUGGUAUAGUUAUCAUUAAAUUUUAACCUUGCUCGCCAUAGAGCCCUUAGUAGCUUAGUGGUCAAAGCAUCCCACCUAGAACUCAGAGUGUCUUGAGUUUAAUUCUCACCUGGAGCUCAGAAUUUUUUCUGAACUUUUUGGCCAGAAUUCUCCUUCUUCCAAAUAAAUAUUAAUAACUUUUUGUGGAUUUAAAGUUCUUAAGCAAGUUAAGUUUACUUUUACUUAAUAGUAGUGUUUGACUUUAUUAAAUGGCAGUGAUGACAGCGAUGGCAGUGAUUUGGAGCAACAGCAGGGUGUGGAUGGACAUGCUUUGUAUGAGUUUCAACAGGAGCUGGAGACCAGGUACAAAAGCAUUUUGUUUAAUUAAGUUGUCAUUGGGGAAAGGGAGAUAUAGAUGGUGGGUGCUGGCAGUGAGUAGACUUUAGGCAUAGGCAAGCAAAGUAAGUGGGUGUAACUACUUGUAACGAAGUAACCAUAGCAAUCUAAAGAAUCAAUGUCUACUUAUGCUGGUACAAUCAAACCCCUUUAAUAUGGACACUUAGGGAACCAUAUAAAGUGACCAUACUAAGCAGGUUGAAUCUAAAUAAAAUGUAAGGGUUUUCUUUCCCCAGGGACAAAGGAAACUGUCCGUAAUAAUGAGGUGUCCAUAUUAAAUAGGUGUCUGUAAAGCAGGGUGAGACUAUAACACAAUUGAAGGUUAAAAGGUGGUAAUCCGAGUUUAAAGUUAAUGUUAAAUUAGAAAAAAAUAAUAUAAUUUUUGGAAAUAACAAACUAUUCUCUCUUUUAGUUUACAUAAGGUCAACCAUUUUUUCAAGUGUCUGGAUUUCCUUCUUCAAGGAUUAGAUAUUCAAGGCAUAGUGAAAGAUGGUACAGGAGAUCAGGAUACUGGUAAGAUUUCACUAUGGUAACACAGAUAGACAUCAAAGCUUGUACACAUAAGUUAUUUCAUCCUAUGUGGUGUUAAACAGCUGGGUUCUCAUUUAUGUGGUGUUAUGUUGUUGUUGUUUUAGGUUUGUCUGAUGCAUCUCAUUUAAUGGCUUGCAGCCAUUUAUUCAGCAGUCAUUUGUCUUUGUCUCUCCUCUCCAAGUCUUGUCACCAAUUAGUUACAUCCCGAUUGUCGGUGUGCAAACACCUCCUCGUACUUCUAAGUUUGGUAACAAAGCUUGGCAUUCAUAAGGUAAUUUAUAUAAUUUUCAUCUUCUAAGUACCUUCAGUUGUAGCAGUAAUUUAUUAUUACUAGCAGGGUUGUCAUUAAGAGCCAGGGGCCGGGGAUUUUCCCCAGCUACUAAGAGAGUUGCCCCCAGCUACUUUUAUUGGAAAAUAGAAGAAAAAUAGAACGAAAAGAAAUUGAUAGCUGUUUGAUUGCCCGCCUACUUGUUGUAUUUACCCGGCAACUUAAAAUCUUAGUGACAACCCUGUUACUAGUAUUAACAAAUUGAUAAAUUAUUAGGAAGGAGCUGUAGUAUUAAUAAUACAGACAACUGUAGCAAUGAUUUGUCAGUGUUUCACUGAUUUAAAAGUUGCAACUUCAUCAUAAAUAUUAGAGCAUCAUAAACAAUGCCAGAGGAAAGUGCACUGAAAUUUGGUUUGCAUUGUCAUUUUUAUUUGUUUAUCCAGAUUGGAUUAGAGGUCAGGACAGCAGGGGAUGUGUCAUCAGUUUAUAUUCCACAGACAGUGUUUUUACUGAGGUCAUACUUUGCUCUUCACUGGAUCAUGGAACAAAUUGUCACUUCUACUCCAUCAAAUGCCAUGUAAGUAUCCAGACUUAACAUCUGCUGUGUAGAUUGAAAAUUUUUGAUGCAUCCAUAAGUAAAAUUUCUAAAAUGAAGUAAAUAAACAGGAUUCUGGUAAAGCCUCAAACUUUCUAUUAGUGUAGCUUAAAGGAAAUUUCCAUCAUAUUUUUGCUAAUCUUCCUCUCAAAGAGGGGUGUGGAUGUUUUCUGGAAAAACUUUGCAUAAUAUUUGUCUGUAAGAUACCAUGACUAAAAUUACUACUGACCAAAAAUAAUUAUUAAUAAUUCUUGCAGAGAAUCAAACUUAAAACAGUUAGCAGCCCUGGAAAUAAAUGAUGGAAAGGAUUCAAAGGCAGUUUUUGGUAAGACUUACACUGCUAGACCUCAACUUGUCAGUUAAUCAAGAAGUUAAAUUUGUUGUGUUUUUGCUCUCCUCAGAUGACCCUUCCCUAUCUGUUGGGGAGCUCUUUCUUUGUGGUAUUGGUGGUACUCAGUUGAGGAGGCAUCUGGCUCAUGUACUCAAGGAAAUGCAAGAGCAAGAUCCACAACUCCUGUGGUCCACGUACUUUAACCAAGCUGUUUACACUUUACUGGACCUUCUGUAUCCUUUGAAUUCUGUUAUGUAUUUUUCAUUAAUUUGUUGAGUAAACUAAACAUUUUCUUUAUCAUUUCCUUCAUUUACUUGGAAGGUUAAAAUUAAUAAGCAUACGUCAAUUUCCUUUUGCUCAUAUUACUGAAGGUAUACCUGGAUCUGUUGUGCUAGAGAAAAAUAUAUCACUUUGCUACAUCCCGGGUGUGCCCUGUAUGAGUUUGCCCUGCUCUCCCAAUUUUUUUUUCUGGCAACCCAGUUGUAACCUAUAUGGGAAGGGACAAUGGUCAUAGUCUAUCUUCGUUAUAGGAGACAGUACAUCAAGGCAUCGUCCAGUUAAACUUCUGGCCCCGGUUGUUCAAAAGGUGGAUAGUGCUAUCCACUGGAUAGGCAAUUGGAUUGCUUAACACUUAUCCACUGGAUAGCAAUAAUUUAUCUGGUCGAUAGUGCUAUCCAACAUUUAAACAACCAAGGCCUGAACUUUAUCUGGAGUCCAAUAAGCUGUUUAUCACACCAUCCCUUUAGUUGCAAGUGAGUUUGUGUAGUUAGGGUCAUCACUGCCUGGCCGGUAACUUGUAACAGUACUUAUUAGACAGAAAAACCAGAAACUGAUGAUGCAUCUAUGUAACCCUUUUCUUUCCAUCAUUGCUUUGUGAUGAAAGAAGUCAAAACAAGGAUUUGAAGUUACAAAGAGAACUUGGAACCUCCUGCUCAGAAGGCCAUACACUGACUGUUCUUAUCCUUGUUCCUCAGUUAAACUCUUUGUUAGACCACUAUGUCAGACCACUGACCUUGUAAUAAAAAUUCUACUGUAACUAUUACUUUUGAGUGUGUACCUUAACAUAGUUGACCUAAUAGUUGGCCUUCCAAGGAGAGCGUGCUCUUUCCUGAGUUCCUGCUGACCAGUUAUCAGUAUCUUCACAUUCAAGAGUAUGCCCAUCUGAUUUGCUACUGGUGUGACACCUGCCAAUCAUCUUGGUAUUUUCUACUGGGCCAAUCACAUUUGGUGCUGGGAGAAUAUCACAAAGCCUUGGGAUACUUUUUGAAGGCUGCAAGGGGUAUUGGUGAGUGAUGGGGAUUUCUCUAUUUUAUUUUUUUCGUGAUCAUGAUUAACUGUAGGCCACAUGGCCUCUCAAUGGUAUGGAAAGUAUUGCACCUACAGUUAUGAGAAUAACAAGAAAUAUCGCAUUAACACAGUGGCGGAUCCAGCCCCCCCCUAUUUUUAGACCAAAGUGAGGCCUGAAGGGCAGAAAAAUUUUUUUGGGAGACCCCCCCUCUUAUCUAAGGGUCUAGAUGACCAGCCCCCCCUUAUCUCGAGGUCUGGAUCUGGCUCUGUAACGAAUGAUUCGAUCAGUUGUCAGUUUAAACUCAAGACAAUGUUGUUGUAAGUACACUGUAGUUGUUGCUUGAAAUUUAAUUGUGCUUUCUACCAUGUAGGUUCAAAAGACUCCCUUAUGUCGAAGGUUCUCCAAACUGAUGCCACAGACAUCCCAACAUUACUUGUUCUGUUUUAUGUAAAGGUAGGUUAAGCUGCCUGGUGUAGUAUGCUUAUAUAUUUUACAGUAUAUUGGCUUGGUUGACAUAAGAAAGCAAAGUUAUACACUCCGUGAUUAACUCAAUGUAGGAAGCACCCCUUUGUGGAUAGUUUAGCUUUGUUACCUGCGAGACUAACCAAGUUUAACUAACUGUGUUUCACCAGGGAUUGUUUAAUUUAGAAUUUCACAGAAAAGUAUAAGUAAGCUCACUGCUUAAAACCAUAGAUCCAGAUAGUAAAGUAUCUGCAUACUUCACCGUAAGCAAAACAGAGUGUAAUAUCUGACAUCCUUAAGAAGCAUUUUGCCUUUGUAGUUGUUGUUGUUAAGUUACCAGUGUAUAUAAUUAUUUUCAACAGGUCAUGAAGUUGUUUGAACAGUUUGAUGCUCCUGACUAUGUCAUCCAAGUAGCUCAUAUUGCUCUUGACUUGGCUCCUCCUGAUGAUUCAAAUAUAGUGAGUACAGUUUACAGUGUUACCAGCCUACUUAAUGUCUGCGGGCAAUGGUGAAGCUAGCCUGUGUGUGAGUGUGUAGGUCACCUAUAGGUCAUCAUAGGGUCAUCAUGCCCCAUCAUGGUCCCCCAGAAGCUCCAGCAAAGAGCUAAAAUUGCCGUUUAGUUCCAUCUUCUUUCAUUAAAUUUUUGUUUCCAACAGUUUUGUUUGAUUGAUGCAAAUGUCAGUAAAUAAUGCGUAGCUAAACGUUUAUUCCCUGGUUGCUAAAAAUACAUUGAAAUGCACUUUUCAGGAAAUCUUCCAAAAACAUUUCCCUUGAGGAUGCCCCAAGAUUCCUCCAAUGAAAGGGGGUAGGUCCCUUCAAAUACUUAACCAUACACAGUUCUGCCACAUGAAAGACACACUUUUCAAUCUGAUUACUUGUUGCUUAUUUACCAAUGGGUGCAGUCUGGAAGAGUUGCAUCUUGAAAAAAAAGAAGCUUUGCAAGUUGUGUUCAGGAUUCGGUGCAGCUUGUAAUUAGUUGUUUUCAUGGAAAUCAAAUCCAUGUAUGUCAAGGUGUGGCAGAGAUUGAGUUCCUCUUUAUAUGGGUGUGGUCCUGAAGAGGUUACCAUUUUGCGGGGUGUUGUUACCAUCCUCUUAAGAUAGAUGUCUUCUGGUUCAGCAGAAGUAAAAAAUGAGGGGGGAGCUGAGGUGGGCGUGGUCAUUGGUCGUGGCUGGGUAACCAAUAUUGUUUGCUGGUGUUACAUUGUCAAGAUGGUGGCGGCGGUUGUUAUUGUCAAGUUUUAUUUAUUAUUUAUAUUUUUAAUCGAACCUGUCACCUGCAAGAAUGGUCUUUAGUUAAGUAGUAAGUUACCAAAUACAAACUCUAGUAAGCCCAGCUUAUCUUAUCCAAUGUACUGUAAUGGAAAACUUAGUAAAUACAUACAAGAGGUGUUGAUAGAUGGUUGUAUUUUAGGUCAGGUUGCUGGAUAUGGAUAAAGUCAUCUAUGUUGCUUAAUUUGUUACUUUGCUUUCUUUUUUCUUUCCAGCCUAAUCUUUGGUCAAACAUUUUCAAGCAUCAUCUGGAGUUAGGACAAAGCGAUCUGGCGUAUAAUGCAUUGAUUGCCAAUCCUGAUCCUGUCAGGUUGGUCAUUUUGUAAAUGAAGACAUAUUCCUCAUAUCACAGGAGUCUUGCUAAGUUUAAAUUAGUAAAUUAGAUUUAACUCAGUCACUGAGAAUUAACACUCCCGUUCUGGCUAUUUUGUGUAAGAUGGUCAUUUUUUCAGCAGUCUGAAUUAUAGCUCAAUCAAACUUUGGGUCAUGUGUGGCUGGAUUUUAUAGGUAAUUAUAGAUUACUGUAUUGAUAAUAGGGGAUUUUUUCCUUCUCCGCCUUACCCUCUUCUCGUGAUGUCAACCACAUAACCAUGAUUUUUUAUGUUACUGUGUAAUUACUAGCUGUAAACAUAUAACGAUGCUUUUGGAAUUUAACUCUCAAAAUCCCAACUUCAAUUUUCUUCUUACAAUAUCAGUAUUGUUAAUCAGAAGAAAAGGUUAUGAAAAUGAAUGAAGGGAUCACCAUAAGAAAAAAUGCUUCAAUCUUCUUAAAAAAUUCCCUCUCAACCAAUUCUUUAAGGAUUUGUAUGGAGAGGAGGGGGGCUUAAAGGGUCAAGGCAACAGCUUACUGAUGUUCUAUACUUUCAGACGACGGGAUUGUUUACAUAAGUUCAUGGUGGUUCUUUGUGAAAGAGGUGAAACUCGCAGACUCAUUGAAUAUCCAUUUAUCAACCUUCAAGAUGAGGUACUUGAUACUUAAUGUAUAAUAAGGCUUGCAAAUGUUGUAAUUAUGCUCACUUUUAAGGUGAUGGUUAUGUAGAUGAGUGUAUUCAGUUUGAUUUGUAUGAUCUGUGCAAAGGAGAGGUCGAUCUAAUGGCCUUAAAAAUACUGAAGGCUUCGGAUGCUUCUUUUUCUUUUUAGUUUGAAGAUAUUGUGGAGUCCCAUGCCCGUACAGUAGACAUAACAACUCACAAUUAUUAUGACAUGUUAUACGCUUUCCAUGUAUUCAGAGGAAACUUCAGAAAAGGUAAGAAAACUUUAAAAUGUCUAAAUACUAGCAGAAUAGAUGGUUUUUUUAAAGAAAUACAUCAUACCAGGGUUGCCCAAUCACGGAUGUGUUUCCACUAUAAGAGAGCAAAACUGAUUCAAGUAGGCAUUGGAAUGCCGAUAAUUAGAAAAGGAAAUACUUCAAAAAAGCAGGAAAGUGUAAUUUGAAUAAGAAGUAUAUACCUAAGAAAUUAUUGGUCGUUAAAUUAUAAGUCCAAAAAAUUGGUAAAUCGAAACUUUAUUGAGUUUCACAGUUUCCUUUUAAGGUAUUUUAACAAAACGCGUAAGUGCUUUGCUUACAGUUCACUGUUGAUUACUUCUUUCUUACAUUUAUUCUGGUAUGUUGCAGCUGGAUCAGCAAUGUACGAACAUGCCAUGAGACUCGGUCAGGAGGUCUCUGGACUUGAUAGCUUACAAAAACAGGUAUCGGUAAAAUUUACUAUUAUCCAAUAAGGAGUUUGCAAAACAUGAAAACUUAACACAACAAGAGAUGUAAGAGAGGCUAUAGAAUGAUCAAAAUUAUUUUUAUUUCUUAAAGUCGUGUACCGUGGGGUUCCUGUGCUGCAACAGUAGCUUGAGCAAGUUUUCAGUCCAGUUUGUCGGGUUACCCAUGUUUUCUUUGGUGUGUGGCAGAGACGAAGACAGCAAAGAAAGUCUAAUAAUGCCUUAAGAUUCUUGAGAGAAAACAAGUGCCUUGACCAAUUUUUAACUGCUUUCUUUGUUUACCUGGUCUUCCAGGGGAGAAUUUUCUCAGCUGACCUAAUCCAUAUUUUCAGUAAUGGUCUCUCCUCUCUAAUUGAGAGAUGAGGAGCUUCUUAUUUGUUUGGUGUUUCGUUUGGUAGAAUAUUAUCGUCUGUUUCUUUCUCAAUGACUUACUGCUUUGAUUUCCAUUUUAGGCAAAAUGUUAUUUAGCGGCAAUGAACGCUCUUCAUCUUGUAGAUCCGAAAAAUGCCUGGAUCGUAAAACCCUUAGACAGAGUUGAAAUCAACGUAAGUUGUACCAGGUUCAUUAACAAUUUAACAAACAAUCAUAAAGGCGUGGGAAGGCAUCCUUAGACUAUGCUUUGGAUUUUAAAACACAAUAAACAGUACCACUGGAAAGUACUGCUCAUAAGCUUUCAUUUAAAUGGUCACACCAUAGGAUUUCGUCCACAGACUCUAUUUAUUACUCAACUGUAUGCACAAGGUUCUUUCGUUUUAAUAACGCGUUAUAAACGACCACUUUACCCUUCAUCUUAGUAAAUACUACAAAAAGAAGUUAUGGGUUAAAUGCCUCCUAUUUAUCAUUCCAUAAAUCGUCGUAGAAGCCUGUUGAGCCCCCGAACAUGUCUCCGAAAAGAAAGCAAGGCGAGGAAGGUGACUUGCCCUACCCAGGCCAUAAAGGAGCACCUCGGAGAAAAGUAACCGUGCUAGAGAUGAGGGACUUGGAAGGAGAGUAUCUAUUGGUUCUUGCCAGGUUGCAGUUGAUCAAGAUUGAUGCUGAUCCUACUCAUGCAACAGGUUAGAAUUAGGAUAUAAAUGUCUGUUUUUGUCCAUGGAUGAGAUGGAAGCCAAACGUAACACUGACUAAUAAAUUAUUGAAACCCAAAAGAUUCGGUACAGAAGACGUACCUUCCUGUCCUGAGUUUAAUUGUAAAAAUGUGCUUGUGCAGUUGUUUGCUAACUUGAAUUUUGUUCGCGGACAGAGACUCCCUCCAAUUCGUUUCUGAACGUGUCCUCUCCCUAUGAUGAACUAGCAUCCCGUCCAGGGAAGGGUAGUAUCAAUAUCCCAGUUUUUCAUGCCACAGUUAGUACAAAAAGAGAGGUUACACAGGUGUUGACUUGGCUCCAUGAAGCUUCUGAUUGGCGGGACCUGACUGUUUGCUUCAGAGUUGAGGGCCUCAACUAUCUCCCCACGUGUUUUCUUUUGCCUCUUAAGCUCCCCUCCCCCCUUGUCAGUAAGCGAUGGGUCAUCCAGUUUGGCGAUAUUUAUCACUUCUAUAAAACUGCUGUCAACUUGCCAAGGUUCAUUGGAAUGACCACGCCUUACAAACUACUUUCCCAUAUAGACAAACAAUGGCUCAUACGGCUUGAACAGUCACCGCCCUUACAGGAUUUCAGAUUUUCUGAAAAUGUCUCUUCAGUGGCGGUCGUUCCUUCUACGUGAUUUCUAGACUGGCCUCUGUUAACCAGAUAUUUUAAGUUGAAAAUGAACUUUGUUUUUUGUUUGUGUUUUGUAGGUCCUCUGCUGUCACCCCAGGAAAGUGUUGCAUUAUUGACGCAGGCUGGCCUGUUUGAUAACGCCUUCACUGUAGCCUCACAUUUUAACUUGCCAAAAGAAACAAUAUUCGAAGGACUUGCUUCAAGGUAAGGGAGUACAAGUCCCUCAAAUAAUUUGACAUUUGAAAAUCGGUCUCAUUUAGGGAAGCAUUUUUUCUUAACGUCAAAAGCAAGCUGAUGUCAUUCCUUGGAGAAGUUACUUGUUUUAUUUUUAUUUUUUUGUUUCGUAACAGGUGUGUAAAGUUAUCUCAUCAGGGGACUGCACUUACCAGGUAAUUAAACAGCACUUAGUUCUCACAAUACAGAAACGAGAACUCUUUGCUACUAUCAUUAAUGUGAUAUAUCAGAUCAGUUAUCAUUUUCAUCCAAGUAGAGCUCCCACGAUUCAGAGGAUGUUUAAAAAAUAAUUUUACUUGCAUGUUAGGCUCUUUUAUCUUUUGUCUCUUGAUAAUCAUUUUGCUAUUGAUUGCGACGUUUCCACCGUGUACUGAUCCGUACUGCAGGUCUUCAUCAAGCGAUGGUGUAGGAUCAUUAGAACUAGAGCUUAUCUUCACCAUUUGCCUGAUGAACACGUGACCAGCAGUGCACAUGCGCUGUGGAUACGUCGUUAUCAAAAACAAAAUAACAGUCAUCGUGAGGCGAAGGUUUAGCGAGUUCUAUCAUACACUUUACUUCUAGAGGCUCCUCGACAUUUCAUCUCCUUUCUUGUUGAAGUUUUGGUAAAAUUCUCUCCUAAUACGCGGGUAAGAUUGUAUCGCAGCCUGUCCACUACUUCCCCCCCCCCGCGACGUUUCUUAAGUUCUACGUACGUGAUUGCCUUAUUCUUCGUUGGUCACUACUGCAAAUAUAGGUCUUACACGUCUUAUAAUAGAGCAAACGACUGUCUAUUUGCAGACAAGCUGAACAGGACGCGUGGGACUGGAUUUUAUCUAAUGACCUUGGUGAGGCGCAGGUUUCCGGUUAUAAAAGGUACUAAAGGGUGUAUUGUAUUGUGCGGUUAGUCGGUGAAGGCUUGUAAUUUGAAUGAUUUAAAAUAUUGUCGCCCUAAUAAACUAUUCUUGUUUUUGUUGUUGUUACAGUGUUGCAGAUCAGGCCUGGCAGCUAUUGAAACUCUACCUUGACAGGCUUGGAUCACGUGAUGGUUACGUGUAUUACAGAUGUGUUGCGACUAAACUGCUGUCAGCUGGGGCCACACUGCCCACGUGGCUUGUGAAUGAUUACAAGGUGAGAUCAGUGUGAACAUGUUGUCCAUCGGAAAAUGACACUGAAAUGAAGUCUACAUGAAUCGAAAACUAGAACCACUUUGUACAAAAUGAUAAGCAGUUCUACAUUAACCCAUGAAUGCUCACUCCAUAGGAUUUCAUUCACACGACUCAAAAGUUAGAACCACCUUGUACAGCAUAAUAAACAGUACCACAGGAAAGUACCGCUCAGUAGCUUUCAUUUGAAUGGUCACCAUACGAGUUCAUCCAAAAGUCUAAAAGGUAGAACAUUUGACUGAACAGUGCCAUAGGAAAGUACUGCUUUAUUAGUUUGAUUUGGAUGGGGUUUCAAUUAAAGGCUGGUUUUCAGUAGCGACGGAGUCGGAGUCGGAGUCGUAAGCGGAGUCGUAAGAGCGCUUAUGACCGAGUGAAAAUCAAAAAUCGGAGUCGUAAGCGGAGUCAUAAGCGCGACGUAAUCGGAGUCAAAAGAAUCAGAACGUUUCCAUUUCUUCCGACUCCGCUUACGACUCCGUCGCUUACGUUCCGCUUAUGAUCUAGUGAAAACCAGAUUGUCGGAGUCGGAAGCAGAAGCGGAAGGAUAAACCAGUCACAAUGCACGUUCCUACGCUUUGUGAUUGGUUUGGUUCUUCUGCUUCUGCUUCCGACUCCGACAAUCUGUUUUUCACUAGAUCAUAAGCGGAACGUAAGCGACAGAGUCGUAAGCGAAAUCGGAACGCUGUUUUCACUAUAUCAUAAGCUCUACGCUUCUGAUUACGACUCCGACUCCGACGCUAGUGAAAACCAGCCUUUUUUUAACUAAUGGAUAGCUUCUUGAGUUUGUGCCUUUUUUAACAACAAGGUUCAUUACAGUAAAAAUAACUCCAUAUCCAUGUACCUUUUUUGACAGCGAGUCAAUGCUCCUGAAUUACUCCGCUUGUACAUUAAUUACGAUCUGCUGAUUGAAGCAGUCACACUCGCUGUAGAAUACAUUCAAGCUGUUCUUGGCAAUGGCAAAGAAUACUUCGGUCUCAAGGUAAACACUUUAACAACAAUGAAUUUUGUCCCUUAUUUAAUCUUGUAUCAGAGGAAAACCAGUUCUAAAAUCUUAAACACGAUUUCCGAACGCUUUGAGAGGUUUCGGCUUAGUUACCGACAAUUUCCGGCUUGGUAUCGAUCAUUUCUGGCCGGUUACCAGUUUUUGUUUAAAAAGUGACCCAUAAUUGACCUUUGUUAGCUUAUAUGUUUUGUUUUCCCAUUUCAGACCACGUGAUGUAACCCCAGAGGUCUGUUUCUUUCAAUUAUCGUCCUAUGUUCGUGUUUCCACCUGGAUAUGUAUGCAUAAUUUAUGAAAAGACAAAAGGCGUAUUCUGUUGAGAACAUCAUGUUCUGAAUUGGGAAAGCAGAACAUGCAUGCUAAAAAUAUCUCUAGGCCAUUUACACCAUCAUUUUACCACUACUGCAACCAGAAUCCAUUUCGUUUUUCCUUUCACAUUUAAAUUGGGUAAUCCCAGUGAGGUUAACAAGACCUAAUUUGCACAAGAAAGUGAAACUCUGAUGGAUUCUUGUAGUAGAAGUCAGAAGACGUCAUCGUACAAAUCGCCUAUUCAAACAUGGUACCAUUUUACCUUUCUUUGUACUGCGUUUUCUGUCUGUUUUCUACAGUGUCAGGUUUGUUCAUUAUCACGCAAACUGCUUUAGGUCUCAGUAUCACUCGAAAAAUGUCACAUUGAGACGAAAUCACUGACGUCAUAUUACUUUAUUCCCAGAAUGCCUUGCACGCUACUAGUCCAAGUGUGUGGCUUCCUUAUACGGCGAUGGAUCAGCUGUUAGUAUUGUUAAAAGAUGUACAACCUGACUCAGAAUUAGCCAAGGUACGUCCUGUUACGUCAAAUACUCUUCAUUUUCUCCUUUUGAACCGCCGUCUGAUUCUAGAAUUCUAAUGGAGACAAUUCUUCCAGCUUUACAACUGACAACCACUAAGACUAAAAGCCACUAUGUGGACUACAGUCAGUAGUAUUAUUAGACUUCCUGAAGGGUUAUCCACCCGUGGGCAAGACUAUAGCAUUACAGGAACUUAAAGGAAUAACAUAUCAUUGCAUUACUCUUAUGCGCUAUUUGUUUGUCUUUUUGUACAGGCACGCGACGAGCUUGUAGAGCAGCUUGACACAUUUCAUGAUCAAGUUGUCACGGUGUCACGUGACAUGACUACAGCGCAGUGGAAACGUGCCCAGCGGUUUCACGCAGCGGAAGCAAUUCCCAUAGAAUGACCUCAUGUUUUCGAAAAAAAAACUUAGUUUAUAAUCUGUUAUAAAUACAUUUUGCCCAUUUUUGUAAAUGCAUACAAGAUAUAAAAAAAGAUAUGAACAGGCCACGAAAACAAGUCAAUCAUCUGCGGAAAAAAUAACAGACACUUUCACUUCUUUAUACCGAUUAAUAGGUUAAAAAAAACCGUUAAUCUUUCCGUUUAUACUAAACCAAAUAUAUAUGCCAGUUGUUUUUUUGUAAGAAAGUUUUUGUAAACUAUAUCUUUUAGACAUCACUGAAAACUAAAGUAGACUAAGUCGCAUUCUUAAAUGAGUAAUGAGGCGAUAAUUUUGAGGCGAGGGAAGACUGACUAUACAAGGUGAUGUGCAGAUUUAGUGGAACGACAAAACCUGACUCCUUCGCUCUCAUUGCUCCCUACCUAGCAGCAUCCCUCCCUUUAAUUUAUUUGUAAUCAUCCCUUGUCAGUUUUAACCCUCUGUAUCUGCAAGCCAGGUGUUGAGCGGAUAACUAACAACUCCUCUGUAGCUAGG